Messenger RNA from Hipposideros armiger (great roundleaf bat), 1391 nucleotides. Its product is annotated as G-protein coupled receptor 35-like. The record is from RefSeq and is a predicted model, not a curated record. The transcript has 2 exons. Gene Ontology annotation, molecular function: G protein-coupled receptor activity. Gene Ontology annotation, cellular component: plasma membrane. Lineage: Eukaryota; Metazoa; Chordata; Mammalia; Chiroptera; Hipposideridae. The coding region runs from base 260 to 1327 and encodes 355 amino acids. Gene Ontology annotation, biological process: positive regulation of Rho protein signal transduction; phospholipase C-activating G protein-coupled receptor signaling pathway.
CACAAAGCUGUGGUCAGGAAGGGAGGGCAGGCAGGUGUCAUGCAGCGCAGGCUGGGGCAGCCUGCACACACGUAGGAGAGGAGGGGAGAGCCAAGAGGGGCCGCCUGCCUGCCAGAGGUGUGACCCCACCCACUCAGGAGAGCACAAAAGUGGUGACCACAGCCUUGGGGACAGGCCCAGCUCAAGCAGCCUGGCUGUGUGCAGAGGGGCCCCAGCUCCAGUCCCCAAGGCCCUGCGUGUCCCAGAUUGGCUGUCGGCCAUGUCUGCGACCGCCGCCCCUGCCAACAGCUCCCAUGGCUGCAGCAUGGAGAGGGGCGUCCUGCCACAGGUGGCGACCAGUGUCUCCAUCGGCCUCAUCCUGGCGCUGGGCCUGCUGCUCAACGGCCUGGCGCUCUGGGUCUUCUGCUGCCGCCUGCGCAGUUGGACGGAGACCCGCGUGUACAUGGUCAACCUGGUGGCGGCCGACGGGCUGCUGCUGCUGAGCUUGCCGGGGGUGCUGCACACGCUGGGCCCGGCGUCGGCGUCGAGGGCCCCGGAGGGCGCCCUGUGCAGGGUCCUGCAGAGUUUCUACUAUGUCAACACCUACAUGAGCAUGUGGCUGCUCACGGCCAUCGCCGCUGACCGCUACGCCGCCCUGCGCUUCCCCUUGCGGGCCCGGGCCUGGCGCGGCCCCCGCCAGGCCGCCCUCACCUGCGUGGCCCUCUGGCUGCUGGUCAUCGGGGCUGUGGCCCUGCCAGCGGCCUGGCUGCGCCCAGGGGAGAGCUUCUGCUUCGGGCAGGUCCACACGCGGGGCCCCCGGGCGCUGGCCUUCUCCCUGCUGCUCUUCCUGUUCUCCCUGCUCAUCCUGAGCUUCUGCUCGGCCCAGGUGCUCUGGUGUCUCCUCCAGCAGUGGACUCGGGCGCCGCCCCAGGCCGCUGCCCCGGUCCUCAAGGCCCUCUGCGUGGUGGCAGCCAACCUGGCCACCUUCGUGCUCUGCUUCCUCCCGCUGCACAUGGCCUUGCUGGCCAAGCUCGUGGCGCAGUGGACAGGUGCCGCCUGCCCCACCGUCCAGAAGGUGGCCACCUUCGUGCAGGUCACCUCCCGAAUUGCCAACGCCAACUGCUGCCUGGACGCCAUCUGCUACUAUUUCGUGGCCACAGAGUUUCAGGAGGAGGUGGGGGCCAUCCUCGCCAGGCCCCGGCCUUUCCAGGGAGCGGCACAGAAGGGGGCCCAUGUCCAGUCCUGCAGCACGCUGCCCACUGUCUGGGGGGUCCCGGCCCCCCCCAGGGCUGCUGUCUCCUCUCCUCCACCACAUCCACAAGAAACAGCCUCACUGAGCACAGCAUGACUCGGGUGCUGUCUCUGAGGAUUUACGGGUCUGGGGGACAGGCGUUUUCCCUCUGCAAGCUGAA